AUGGCCUCCCUGCUCCGCCGUGGACUCGACUAUCUUUCUCCUUCCGCAUCACCUGCACCGUCGCCCCAAAUUCCCAAUUUCGAAGCCGGUGAUGACCCCAAACCCCCCAAGCCCAUCGCACAGUUCACUACUGCAUCCACGCCGACCACCCUCUUUACAUUGGUCGACAAAGCCGUCGACGGCGAAGAUUGUGACCAUGACUGCGCCUCCUGCACAAUUAAAUACCCUGCUAAAUUCAGCAUUGAUUAUGACGACGAAUUAUACGGGCAUGUGAAGGGGUGGAUGACCCAUAUUCUCGUUGCAACGGGGAAAACCGAUUGGGUGAGGGACGUGGCAGAUGAGAAAGGGAGUGUGAUGGAGGCGAUUGGGAAAGGCGGCAUUAGCCCAAGCAGUGGUCCGAUGAAACUGUCUGCGUCGAACAUGCCCGUGCCGGAUGAGUACUAUCACCAUCCGGAGGGAGAGCAGCCGACAACUGUCUUACUGCUGCCUGCGUUCACGAUCAUCGACCAUGUGACCCCGGCUUUGGUGCCGGAUUUGAUCAAACAUUUCGUUGAUCUUGCUCCGACGACGACAUCGCCUUUAACAGGCACGCCCCAAAAAGCAGAACGGGAGGAGCCCACAGAGUUAGCAAUACCAGACAGCAACGCCGCAGACCCGUCAUCUCUCGACCUUACCCAGCUGACACAAUCUCUUCCCACUUCUCUGCACUCGCGUCCCUGUCCGCACGCUGCUGUCAUCCUUCUUUGCUCCCAAAAGACCCGGGACGCGCGAUGCGGUCAAUCAGCACCCUUGCUCCGCCGUGAAUUUGAACGACACUUGCGCCCACUGGUGUAUCGAAGAAGAGACUUUGAAUGGUUCAAGAGGCAAAACCACGACUCCGAAAAGGAGUGUGAAGCGAGCAAAACAGGCACAGGGCAGAACGAAGGAGCUGCUCAGGGAAUAUGGCUCGCUCGAGUCCGACCAGAAGACUGCGAAGGGAUUGUGAAGUUUACGGUGCUGCAGGGGAAAGUUGUGAAACCUGGAUUGCAGCUCAGGGGUGGAUUUGACCGUGAAAAGGGAUUGAUCAGCUGGUGA
Messenger RNA from Uncinocarpus reesii 1704, 1074 nucleotides. RefSeq lists its product as uncharacterized. The transcript has 3 exons. The record is from RefSeq and is a predicted model, not a curated record. Bases 1 to 1074 code for a protein of 357 amino acids. Lineage: Eukaryota; Fungi; Ascomycota; Eurotiomycetes; Onygenales; Onygenaceae.